Messenger RNA from Engraulis encrasicolus (European anchovy), 2453 nucleotides. RefSeq names its product transcription termination factor 2, mitochondrial-like. Gene Ontology annotation, molecular function: double-stranded DNA binding. Gene Ontology annotation, cellular component: mitochondrial matrix. The coding region runs from base 231 to 1406 and encodes 391 amino acids. The transcript has 4 exons. NCBI's taxonomy places the organism in Eukaryota, Metazoa, Chordata, Actinopteri, Clupeiformes, Engraulidae. Gene Ontology annotation, biological process: termination of mitochondrial transcription; regulation of DNA-templated transcription. The record is from RefSeq and is a predicted model, not a curated record.
UAACUACAACUGUGCCAAUGAAAUCUUGCUCAGUCACGUCAGGCUCGCUGAAACGGUAACACUGUGUCAGCUGUCUGGACAGAAACAUUCCAUGUGUACAUAAAAAAAACACACAACCGAGACAGUUGUGCAACUGAAAGAAGAUCAGGGAGGACACUUCUACUGCGCGAGGAAGAGAACAGUCGUCUUCAUUUUGUUCCGACCUGCAGCCAGCCUCCAAAUUGGACACCAUGUUCCGGGCCACCACCGCGUCCUUGUGUGCCUACUGUCAACGGCUCCGACUCCUGCCUGUCGCCCCCGGCACUCAGACACAACAGCAGCCGCCUGUCCGCCAACAGAGCAGCACGCCUCUUGUCACCGUCAGCAACCUGGCAGAGAACCAGCACACCGUCAGCUCCCUGUACGAUCUGUCGGUGGACAUCCGCAAGGUGCGCAAGUUCAAGGGCUGGGUCUUGUUCGAGAGUCCCACCUACGUGUACGAGACGGCAGGCGUCUUGCAGGGCCUGGGGGCCGACACAGCGAGCGUGGCGAGGGUCCUGGAGAGCCACCCGGAGGCCAUCCUCUGCCGGCCGGAGGACGUGGAGGCCCAGCGGGACCUGUGGGUGACGGUCUGCCCCAACCGGAGGGAGCUCGUGGGCAUCAUCGAGAAGUUCCCUGCCUCCUUCUUCUCGGUGGCGCACCACGAUAACCAGCGUGCCAACAUCCGCUACCUGCAGAGCCUGCGGCUCAGCAAGCGCAUCAUCGGCAAGCUGAUGGCCAGCGCACCGCAGAGCUUCAGCCGGCCCGUGGAGCUCAACCAGGAGGUCAUCCACACGCUGCGCGAGACCUACCUGGACCUGGGCGGCGACGAGGGCAACCUGCGCGUGUGGCUGCAGAAGCUGCUGAGCCAGAACCCGUACAUCAUGCUGCGGCCGGCCGAGGCCUGGCGCGACAGCCUGGGCUUCCUCCACGACCGCGGCUUCACCACGGAGCAGCUCCUGCAGCUGGUGUGCAGCCUGCGGGCCUGCAUCUCCGAGCUGGACCCUGUCUCCAUGCAGCAGGCUAUGGAUUAUGUCGAGGCCGCGUUGGACUGCUCCAAGGAGGAGCUGAGAGACAUGGUGCUGCGCUGCCCGGCGCUCCUGUACUACUCGGUGCCCAUGUUGGCGGGACGUUUCAACGGGCUCCUGGACGCCGGGUGCUCCACGGAGCAGGUGCGGGAGACGCCCAACGUGCUGGAGCUCACCACGCAGAUCGUGCUGUACCGCAUCGGCAAGCUGGCCUCCUACGGCUACGACGUGCGCCUGGGAAGCCUGGACGUCAUCGUGGGCUGCAAGAAGGACUUUGAGGCCAGCUACGGCCGGCUCAAGCUGCGCGCAGAGAGGCCGAUCUUCAACCCCGUGGCACCACUCAAGUCCGCCGAAGAGUGACUGUGACUGUGUGUAUGUAUGUAUGUGUGUGUGGACGGUGUAAAUGAAUGCCUCGUGUUGCUCCAUCUCUCUUUGGAAGACUUCUUGCACACCUCCUUGGUCCAGGUAUAUUGAAGGAGAACCCCAGGGUCACCAAGGUUAAAAAAAAACAAAAAACUCCUGCACACUGCCUUCAUUUUUUGCAAGUGUAUUUGCAGCGUUUCAGCCUAGUGACAUUGAUCAAGCACCUUCCCCUUACCAGUGAUAAGCUGUGUAGAAAAGCAAUGCAGGGCUGGUCUAGAGUCUAGACAGGGGAGACUGAAACAAAGAUAUCUGCACACGUGUUUUAAUUGCCAAGCUUUCAAUCAAAGACCUUCCCUGGGUAUACUUCACACGAGUGGAGAAAGUUGUGUUCCGCUUGUGUGCUGUGUGCCCCCAGACACAGGUCUGGGACCGAAAACACAGCCAUGAAAAACAAAACAAAAAGGAAUUCAAUGUGCAGAAGAUUGUUUCAAUCUUCACAGCUUUGCUAUUAUCUGGUGGACCGUAUAGUCAUGAGUGGAGUGCAUCCUGGUUUUCAAUGGACAAGACUGGGGAAAGUGAAGGGACACAACACAACACAUAACUAAUCUACUGUAGCCAGUUGUUCUGAUCACUACUGUCAAUAUGAAAAUGUGCGUCAUGUUUGUGUGUGUCAUUAUGUGUGUAACAGUUGUGAACUCCACUUAAGAUUUUUUUUGUAAAGACUGUUAACAUUGGAUGGCAUACUACUAUGGGACUUGGGAGGAACAGAGACAGAGGUAAUAUAAUGUUUAAUUAAUCCAAGGAAACACUAUGGCCAAAUGUCUGAAGCAUUGCGUCCGAUCAGAUGAAUCAAGGGGAACACCCUGGUUUGUAGGAAUUAUGUACAGUAUGUGUUGACUAUUAAUCUGGAAGCUUGAAGUCUUCCAUAUCAGAUGGCUCAGUGGUUUAUACUCUAUGCACGAAGUACUGUUUCUUUUUCUAUGAACUGGCCUUUGACAAAUGAGCAAUGAAAAGAAGAAUAAAUAGGAGUUGGAGAUCGAUUUA